AUGUCCAGCAACGCAAUCGUAACUCCUGAUGCCGAGUACUCACCAAUAACCUCCAGAUAUAUGAGAGAUUUCGUAAACGUCAUUUAUGGUUGGGAAUGGAAUAUACGCAAUAAGGAAAUACUGAUGGAGGAUAGAGCAGCCGUUAUCAUUUGCAACCACCAAUCCGUUUUUGAUUCAACUGGGAUCAACAAUUUGUGGGUUGUGGCGAAGAAGCUUAUAAUGAUUGCGAAAAAAGAAGUUCUACUUUACACAGGUCCGUUAGGCUUAGCGGCGUAUCUUUGUGGCUCGAUAUUCAUUGAUAGAAAGAACCAGAAAGAAGCCUAUCAGAAAUUAGAAAUUACUAAGCAGAUGAUGAUUCAAGAGAAUUACAAAACAUUGAUAUUUCCAGAAGGUACAAGAAAUACAAAAUGUGAUGGCAAGUUGUUACCUUUCAAGAAAGGUGCGUUCAAUUUGGCUGUAUCUGCUCAAGUGCCGAUCAUACCUGUUGUAUUUUCACCAUACUACUUCUUUGACAAGGAUAAAUAUAUUUUCGACAAAGGUUCCACAGGCGGAGCCCUACAAUUUGGAUCACAAAUAGUGAAACAUGUAACCAAAGUAAUAGAAGUGAAAUGGCUAUUAAGAAAUGGGAAAGUAUUAGCUGAAGACCGUGGAGCUGUUGUUGUGUCUAAUCAUCAGUCUUCUAUUGACAUUCUAGGAAUGUUCAAUAUAUGGCACGUAGCAGACAAAGUGGCUGCAAUAGCGAGAAAAGAAAUAUUUUACGUGUGGCCAUUCGGACUGGCCGCAUAUUUAGCUGGAGUGGUGUUCAUUGACAGGAAUAACUCUAAAGAUGCUUACAAGCAAUUGAAAAUUACAUCUGAAGUCAUGAUUAAAAAUAAGACAAAGAUUUGGCUGUUCCCCGAGGGAACAAGAAACAAAGACUUCACAAAGCUGCUGCCGUUCAAAAAGGGCGCCUUCAACAUAGCGGUUGCUGCCCAAGUGCCAAUCAUACCUGUUGUGUUCUCGCCCUACUAUUUCAUUAAUAGAAAGAAAUAUAUCUUUAAUAAAGGCCACGCGAUUAUCCAGUGUUUGGACCCGGUCCCGACUGAAGGGCUCACUAUGGAGGACGUGCCAGCGUUAAUAAACAAAGUACGCAACACCAUGGACGCGGCGUACAAAGAACUCUCCAAGGAGGUGCUGAGCGCCUUGCCACCAAACUACCCACUCGCGACCGAUUGAACCCACAUUGCCAUCACCGGUACCACCUAAUAAUACAUUUAUAAUCAAUAUUAAGCUUUUAACUGCAGCAAGUAACGCUGACUCGUGAAAUGUUUGUACUAUAACUAUAGUGAGCAUUCCAAUCGCAAGAAAUUUGAUAUUUCUGUGAUUUUAUACUAGGAUAUUAUUUAUAUAACUUGUCUAAUUAUUCUAGAAUGUUUAAGGCACACUAUUGUGUUAUGACACGACUUUAUUUGAUGUCCAAUUUGGCAAUAAUUGUAUUCAGAUUGCUAAACUGCAUGUCACAUAAAAAGGUAAUAGGACAAGUCGCGUAAUUGCUAUCAGCACAUUGUAGUUAAUAUUUUAUUUAUGUAAAACUUGUAUGAAGUAUUAUUUUUUAUAUAAUGUAUAUUAGUUCUAUGUUUCUUGUGUAUACUAUAUUGGCUGUAACGCUUAUAAAGUGUGCUAAGCCGGGACAUUAUAUGUUUUUACUAAAGUAAAGGUGACUUGAGGCUGGGAAGGAACAUAUAUCAAGUAGAGUACUCUAGAAUGUUAAGAAAGAAUUAAAUUAACUAAUUAGCACUCCGCAGAUGAUUUAGUUGCGACAGGCGGCACCCCGCGACUAUCAUUUGUACUGAUGACCUUUUUUUGUAUUCACACCGCACUUGCAGUGUAGCUGUUUGGUUCUGCACCAGUGCAGUGUGGAAUUUUAAUCACUCGUUAAGCAACAUAGCACUUUAACUUGACUGAAGCAAUUACCAUUUCAGUAUUUGAACAUUGUUCUACUAGUGAACUGCUUUUUAAUGUUUAGUUAAUAGUUAGGGUCUGUUCACACAGACCGGCUCGGAGAGCAUCGGCGCGCAUUUUUCUUUUCACACAGACCGGAUCGUAUACGCUUGGAGUUGGUCGGAGCGGAGUCGUCAACUAUUCCACAUAGACCGGCUAGAAUCGGCCUGAAAGCGGAUGCGCUCGGAGCCGAUCGGAUGUGCUCGCAGCCGGUCGGAUACGCUCGCAGCCGGUCGGAUGCGCUCGCAGCCGGUCGGAUGCGCUCGGAGCCGGUCGGAUGCGCUCGGAGCCGGGUGGAUACACUGCAAAGGCAGUACCAGUAUUCCACGCAGUCCAAGUUUUGUUUUCGGUGUUAACGUGUGCUUUUCGGAACAUGGAUUUAGAUAGCUCCGAUGAAGAAAUAUAUUUGCUAGCAAGAUUGUUUGAAGCUGAACAAAACAAACGAAAGCGCAAGCGAAGACAAAUAUGGGCAAAAAAUAUUUGGAAGAAUCGAUUAAUCCAUGGGGAGUUUCACACCAUUUUCGAGGAAUUGAAGAAUGACAGCCUUAAAUUUUAUGAGUAUUAUCGUAUGGAAUAUUGGCAAUUUUUAAAAUUGACAGAUUUGUUAAGAGUACAUAUAACAAAAACGACUACAAAUUAUCGUUGCACCAUUCCAGCCGAAGAAAGAUUAACGGUAACUUUAAGAUUCCUCAUUACUGGUUGCAGUUUCAAAAACUUGUCAUUUAAUUUCCGAAUGGGAAUUUCUACAGUUCAUUCAAUAAUUCACGAGACAAUCAGAGCAAUUUGUGAUGUUUUGAUGCCCUUAGUUAUGCAGAUACCAGAUGAAGAAAUGUGGGACAAGGUCUCUCGUGAUUUCUUUAAUAUUUGGAAUUUUCCUAACUGUUUGGGCGCUAUAGACGGAAAGCACGUCAGUAUACAGGCACCAGAUAAUAGUGGAAGCUUAUACUAUAAUUAUAAAAAUUUUUUCAGUACAGUGUUACUAGCUGUGGUAGACGCGAAAUACAACUUUUUAAUUGUUGAUGUCGGAUCGUAUGGUAAAAAUAGCGACGGUGGAAUUUUACAAAAUUCAAAAUUUGGAAAAAAACUGAACACUAAUAAGUUAAAGCUGCCCCCAAAUAAACCUCUACCGAAUACCACUGAAAGCUUACCACAUGUUUUCAUAGGAGAUGAAGCAUUCCCUUUGAGCAAUAACAUAUUGCGGCCGUAUCCGAGAGAACAAACAAGAACAGACUUAUCAAAAAAAGUAUUUAAUCUGCGUUUAAGCAGAGCAAGAAAAGUCGUAGAAUGUGCAUUUGGAAUGCUAACUCAAAGAUUUGAGAUUUAUCAAAAACGAAUGAAAAUCCAACCGAAGUACUGUGACUUAAUUAUAUUAGCAACUACAUGUUUACAUAAUUUUUUAAUAGAAAAUCGGACGCCAUCACCAGGACAAGAGAAUGUUCUUCACAGCAAUAUGAAUUUAUUAACAGCGAUAACAGACAAUAAUGAUGAAAAUAGUUCUAAUAUCGACGCAGGUAUAACCAUAAGAAAUAAAUUUAAGGAUUAUUUUUCAGCAAGUGGUGCUUUAGAUUGGCAAGAUCAAGUGGCCACUCGAGUUUCUUAAGUUAUAUUUAAUAAAAAUUGUUCGCUACUUCUUGAGUAGGUAUAUUGUAACGUUCAGAUACUCAAACGAUUUUUACGAGUAAAGUGAGGGUACAUUUAAACUCAUGUUAUUCCUGUUUUGACUUUGAAUUUAACAAGUUACGGCAAAUUAAGAAGCCCUUACUUUAGAAUUCGUUCGAAUAUCUGGAGAUAGGUGUAAAACAAUAAAAUCUUAGUAGGUACUUACCACUUAACCCCACACAUUUGCUUAUUUCCUCCCACGCAUUGUCUUUCAUUACCCGAUCGCUAUACGAUGGCUUGGUUAUGUCAAAUAAACACUCAUAUUUUGACACUAGUAUUAUUAAUUUUUCGUCAGUCAUGUUUUCCUACAAGUGCAUACAACUGUUCCGUUUGAAAACUUCGAACACAAGUGAUUCGAGACACGAUAGAAAUACAAUAGGGGCGCGAAAGCCGGCUGUCGCUUGCUUGUUGAAAGCAAAAUGGCAGUCGGCGUGGUGCGACGGGCACGCAAUCGGAACCGAUCGGCUGCGCGAGCGAGAAAGAGCACGCAAUCGGAGCCGAUCGGCUGCGCGAGCGAGAAAGAGCACGCGAUCGGAACCGAUCGGCUGCGCGAGCAUUAAAGAGCAUGCAAUCGGAGCCAAACGGCUGCACGAUCGAGAAAAAGUACGCGAUCGGAGCCGGUCAGCUCCUCUUAUUAUUUCACACCAAGCGCCUUCAAGCAUUCUUAAUGACAAAAGCUGUGCACAUAAAAAAAUAAACCUUAAUACACAUACUAAAAACUCUGUUUUCAUCGUGAUAAGAAUCUGCUCUCCUCUCCGAGCCGGUCUGUGUGAACGGACCCUUAUACUUACCGUAGAGUCGUUGUGUUGACAAAUUUCUUGUUAUUCAAAAUUCGUCCUUACUUCAAAGCGCACAAUGUACGUUAUUGAAUUUCAUUGUUUGUGUAGAAUGUACUAGCAUGGAAUUUGCAAUACAUUCGUUUAUUUUCAUUGUCAACAAUUUUGGUGCAAUAUUUAAAAUUUUAAUUAAU
Molecule: messenger RNA, 4609 nt
Organism: Spodoptera exigua (beet armyworm)
Lineage: Eukaryota; Metazoa; Arthropoda; Insecta; Lepidoptera; Noctuidae
Source: the annotation of a GenBank genome assembly